AUGAACUUCGAAGUACUGCUACAGGUGACAUCGACGACUCCCUACCUGAUAAUUAUCGCUCUGUUUAUUCGUGGAAUCACGUUGAAGGGUGCUGGUGUAGGAGUUUAUCAUUUUCUUGGAAAACCGGACAUGACGAAGCUGCUCAAACGUGAGACCGCGGUUGCUCGCACUAUCCAAGACAACGGUGGAAAAGCUCUGAAUGUGACGUGUCUUAGAAGCAAUAGAAAUGGGAUGGACUCGUGGAUUGUAGUGUUGGGCAUAAUUGUAAUGAGCAUUUUUGGUGGCCUUGCUGUUUUCUCUACUCUUGGUUACUUGUCGCAUGAGCUGCGGAAACCUAUUGACGAAGUUGUAACUAGUGGGCUGUCGUUAGCAUUUGUCGCCUAUCCAGAAGCAAUGGCAAAAAUGCCAUGGCCAACUCUAUGGGGACUCAUGUUCUUCAGUAUGCUUUUCUUUCUCGGAGUCAGUUCACAAGCA
This is a messenger RNA of Ostertagia ostertagi, 474 nucleotides long. NCBI's taxonomy places the organism in Eukaryota, Metazoa, Nematoda, Chromadorea, Rhabditida, Trichostrongylidae. The record is from the annotation of a GenBank genome assembly.